Molecule: messenger RNA, 606 nt
Organism: Sphenostylis stenocarpa
Lineage: Eukaryota; Viridiplantae; Streptophyta; Magnoliopsida; Fabales; Fabaceae
Source: the annotation of a GenBank genome assembly
AUGCAGAGGGUGAUAAGUUGCAUGUUGAUUCUGGGUUUUGUUUCAGGCACUUUGUGUCUGAGCAGCAAUGCUCAAAUGAAGUAUUCGAAUGUGAUGGACUAUGGAGCUCAUGGCGAUGGCACAACUGAUGAUUCAAAUGCAAUUUUAAAUGCAUGGAAUGGUGUGUGUGGAGGGGAAGGACCAGCAACUCUAUUGAUACCUUCAACCAAAACCUUUUUGGUGAAAAGAUUAAAGCUAAAUGGUCCUUGCAAGGCCCCAAAUGUAGCCAUUAAGGGUGGAUCAGGCUAUGCAAGAAAGAUCACGUUUGAGGAAAUCAUACUUCAAGAUGUUAAGAAUUCAAUCAUUAUAGACCAGUACUACGACAUUAAAACUCAAAGUGAAGGGGAAAGUGCGGUGAAGGUGAGUGAAGUGAGUUAUCGAGGCUUCAAUGGAACUUCUGCAAGUGAUAAGGCAAUCAACGUGAACUGUAGCCCAUCUGGUUGUUCCGACAUUUCAAUGGAUCAAAUAUACAUUGUCUCUUCACAACCAUCCAGAAAAGCCUAUGCUUUUUGCCAGAAUGCUAAAGGGACCAUUGGAAACACUGUUCCAAAAGUAUCUUGUGUAUGA